AUGCUUGCUAGGGUUGUAAAUUCAUUGCCACACGGGCUCUCACAAAGAUUAACUAGAUUAUAUUUUAGGGCAUUAGUCUGGAAUCAACGCACAAGUCAUAGCAGUCAAGAACACCAUCAACUAAAAACAAUGGACGUGAAAAUUCUUCCUGCACUUAAAGAUAACUACAUGUAUCUUAUUGUUGAUAAGGCAACAAAGGAAGCUGCCAUAGUAGAUCCAGUUGAACCAAACACGGUAUUGCAGGCUGUUCAAGACCAGGGAGUGAAACUUACAAAAGUUUUGACAACACAUCACCACUGGGACCACGCUGGAGGAAAUGAGGAUUUGCUCAAAAUGCAACCUGGCUUACAGGUUUAUGGUGGAGAUGACCGCAUUGGGGCUUUGUCCCACAAAGUGGAACACAACUCUAAGUUUAAUAUUGGGAACUUAAAUGUGCAAUGUUUAUUUACACCAUGCCAUACAUCUGGCCACAUUUGUUAUUUUGUGAGUACACCCGAAGAAGGUAGUGAUACAGCUGUUUUUACAGGUGAUACACUAUUUUUGGGUGGUUGUGGUAGAUUCUUUGAGGGAACUGCAGAACAAAUGCACAAAGCCCUUAUAGAUAUUCUUGGAAAUCUGCCUGAGCAAACUAAAGUAUUUUGCGGCCAUGAAUAUUCCGUACAGAAUUUGAAAUUUGCUGCUCAUGUGGAACCACAAAAUGAACAUGUUAAAGACAAAAUAUCAUGGUCAGAACAGAGAAGACAAGAAGGAAAACCAACAGUGCCAUCUACAAUCCUCGAAGAAAAGCAAUACAACCCAUUUAUGCGAGUUACCCAAAAAUCAGUAAUGCAACAUGCAAAGUCAUCUGAUUCUAUUGAAACAAUGAGAGCCAUUCGCCUUGAAAAGGAUAAUUUUAGGGGUUAA
Leptosia nina is the source of this 903-nucleotide messenger RNA. NCBI's taxonomy places the organism in Eukaryota, Metazoa, Arthropoda, Insecta, Lepidoptera, Pieridae. The record is from the annotation of a GenBank genome assembly.